Punctularia strigosozonata HHB-11173 SS5 is the source of this 285-nucleotide messenger RNA. RefSeq lists its product as uncharacterized. The transcript is spliced from 3 exons. Bases 1 to 285 code for a protein of 94 amino acids. The record is from RefSeq and is a predicted model, not a curated record. Lineage: Eukaryota; Fungi; Basidiomycota; Agaricomycetes; Corticiales; Punctulariaceae.
AUGUUCAUCGACGAUGUGGCCAUUGUCACCUGCCUCGUGAUCAACGGCCUCAUCAUUGGCGGGGCAUUCGAGGUCUACGAGGUGGUGUUCUCUGUUUACAAGGUGUUCUCUGUUUGUGAGGUGUUCACGGUCUGCAAGGUGUCCGUGGUCUGUGAGGUGUUCAUGGUCUGCGUGGUGUUCGUCGCCGGCACGUUCGGCGUCAACUGCAUGGCCAUCAACACUGAGUUGAUCUCCUCAGACGAAACGAAGUUGAAGUGGGCAGUUGCCUUUGGAAUUGUAUACUGA